CUUAAACAAAAUCGGACGUCUGAAACCAUUUAACAGUUGACUACCAUGGCGCUGGAUGUUAAGUCCCGAGCCAAACGUUAUGAAAAACUAGAUUUUCUGGGAGAGGGUCAGUUUGCCACAGUGUACAAAGCCAGGGAUAAGACCACUAACACUAUAGUCGCCAUCAAAAAGAUCAAGGUUGGACACAGAACAGAAGCCAAAGAUGGCAUCAACAGAACUGCCCUCAGGGAGAUCAAGCUGUUGCAGGAGUUGAGCCAUUCUAACAUUAUUGGGCUCCUGGAUGCCUUUGGGCAUAAAUCCAACAUCAGUCUAGUGUUUGAUUACAUGGAGACAGAUCUGGAGGUGAUAAUCAAGGACACCAGCCUGGUCCUGACUCCUGCCAACAUCAAGGCUUACAUCCUCAUGACCUUACAGGGCUUGGAAUACAUGCACCACCAUUGGGUUCUGCACAGAGAUCUGAAACCUAAUAACCUGUUGUUGGAUGAGAAUGGGGUCCUGAAGCUGGCUGACUUUGGCCUGGCUAAAGCCUUCGGCAGUCCUAACCGCGUCUACACUCAUCAGGUAGUCACCAGGUGGUAUCGUUCUCCGGAGCUCUUGUUUGGAGCCAGAAUGUAUGGAGUGGGUGUUGACAUGUGGGCAGUGGGCUGUAUCUUGGCAGAGCUGCUUCUACGGUUACCAUUCCUCGCUGGAGAUUCAGAUCUGGACCAGCUGACCAAGAUCUUUGAGGCUUUGGGAACUCCCACAGAGGACAGCUGGCCUGGAAUGAGCAGUUUGCCAGACUUUGUGUCUUUCAAGCUGUUUCCUGGUACUCCUCUGGAGCACAUCUUCAGUGCAGCAGGAGACGACCUCCUGGAGCUACUGCAGGGGCUGUUUACCUUCAACCCCUCCACACGCAUCACAGCCACCCAGGCAUUAAAGAUGAGGUACUUCAGUAACCGGCCAGGCCCCACUCCUGGCCACCAGCUCCCCCGACCCAACUCAUCCGCUGAGGCCUUCAAAGAGAAGGAGAACCUCACCAUCGGAGUGAAGAGGAAGCGAGACGGCCUGGAGCAGAGUGGGAUGAAGAAAAAACUGGUCUUCUGAAAACGAACAUGAGAGAGAGGGGCUCUGUUGACCAGAGGUCUGUUCCGGCCCAGAGGAACUCUGGAGAGCAGCUGCGUUAUAUAAGUUAUUCAGACAAGAACACAUAUGUAUUCUUUCAGCUGUGUGUGACUGACCAAUUAGCUGGUAACUUGGUUUCAGGGUAAUUCCUCAUUGAAACAGUGAUAUCUGUAAUCUCGAUAGGCGACAGCCAAAAGGGAGAUUAUUCACGUAAAUAGUAUUCUAUUUAUGUGACUUGAUUUGUGUUUACGUCCAUUUAUUUCUUGUAGAUGUAUUUUUUUACUUUUAUUAUUUUGCAUGUCACAUGGGUGAAUAAAUGCUGAGAUCUUGUAUAACGUC
This is a messenger RNA of Osmerus eperlanus (European smelt), 1440 nucleotides long. RefSeq names its product cyclin-dependent kinase 7 (gene cdk7). Gene Ontology annotation, biological process: positive regulation of transcription by RNA polymerase II; protein phosphorylation. Gene Ontology annotation, cellular component: nucleus; cytoplasm; transcription factor TFIIK complex. The transcript is spliced from 12 exons. Bases 46 to 1083 code for a protein of 345 amino acids. The record is from RefSeq and is a predicted model, not a curated record. Gene Ontology annotation, molecular function: cyclin-dependent protein serine/threonine kinase activity; ATP binding; RNA polymerase II CTD heptapeptide repeat kinase activity. NCBI's taxonomy places the organism in Eukaryota, Metazoa, Chordata, Actinopteri, Osmeriformes, Osmeridae.